UUACAAAUUAAUAAAACUGUCAUUUUCAAUUUUGUUGUCAACUAGGCUUCCUCCUUAGGGAAUUUAUUUCUCCUUGCAAUAUACAUAGGAAACAUUAGUUUUGUGUGAAAGUACAUGUAGAAAAAUAUACCAAGUUGUACUCAACAUGGAUUUCAUGAUUCUCAAGAAGUUCAUUCUUCUCUUCCUCUUCAUAUUUGGAUCACUUUUGGAGACUUCUUUUGCAGGUCGAGGAUCAAACUUCAUCAAAAUCUCAACUGGAGAUUUGAGUGCAGUUCAAAAGGUAACAACAAGGAAUGAAAUGAAUGAGGAAGAAGUAAGCAACAUCCACGAGAGGCUUCUUAGGGCUAAUACAAAAGAUUAUGGACGAUAUGACCCAACUCCAACUUUUUCUAAGCCUCCUUUCAAGCUCAUACCAAAUUGAAUUAACGUUCAAUAAAUGAAUCUCGGAAGUUAUAUAUAGUAUCGUAAUAACAACUAAGUACUAUAAAUAAUCCAGUGUUUACCUUAGUGUAAUAUAUGCCCCAUAUAUAUCAUAUAAACAUGUAUAAAUAUAAAUGCUUAGUCAUGUUUUGAAGUCUAAUAUAGAGUUUUAUAAAAGAAGAUGUACUUGUGUUUUUGAA
Molecule: messenger RNA, 620 nt
Organism: Cicer arietinum (chickpea)
Lineage: Eukaryota; Viridiplantae; Streptophyta; Magnoliopsida; Fabales; Fabaceae
Product: protein CASPARIAN STRIP INTEGRITY FACTOR 1
Source: RefSeq, a predicted model, not a curated record